CUUCGACGCCCUCUUGCGUCACGGAGUGGAAAGACAACAGCGCAUGUUCGGACAAGCAAUACAUUCACAUCCAAACGGUCUUAAACACACCUUUUAUUCCUAGAAUGUAAAUAAAUAUAUGUAUUACACUGUAUAAGUAAUGUCUACAUACACCCCUCAGACACCUAAAUAAUUUAGAAACAGAAUAAAGGUAUAAAUAUUUCAGUACAAAGUCAUUAGAUACCAGGUAGGCUACCUGAGCCACAUGAAACAUCCAGGACAGAGGAUGAUUUAGAAAGCUAAACUAUUUUAAGUUGGAUUUGUUUGCUUUAAAAGAAAUAUAGUCGAUCAAUUACUGAAAAUGACACUAGUUCAGGUGUUUGAGACAAUUUGGGAGACCUUCCAGUCAAAAGACUCAGCUUUGCAGCCUGUGUGGGACUAUGUGCGACUCAACCACUCUGAAACUCUUCGGUCUCCUCUCUUUCCUGUGAUUCUGACCGUAGCGUCGUAUUUUGUUCUUUGCCUACCCUACCUAGUCUGCGACAUCAAUGGAAAGAAGUGGCCAGCUAUUAACCGGUACAAGAUCCAGCCCGGCAAGAUGCCCACAACUGCAAUGCUCCUUCACUGCAGUGGAGUUACUCUUUAUAAUCACGCACUUCUGGUGUUUCCUGCUGCAGUAGCGCAGUGGAUGUGGAGACCUCCUGUCCCCCUUCCUGAACGAGCACCUACAUUGCUUGAACUUGCAGGUGGGGUGACUGGAAACCUUCUUCUUUUUGACUUUCAGUAUUUUAUCUGGCACUUUUUGCAUCAUAAGAUCCGCUGGCUGUAUGUGACUUUCCAUGCUAUCCACCAUAAUUACUCCGCCCCAUUUGCUCUGGCAACACAGUGCCUUGGUGGAUGGGAGUUGGUGACGGUGGGCUUCUGGACCACGCUCAACCCCAUUCUGCUGAGGUGUCAUCUGCUCACCACCUGGAUGUUCAUGGUGGUCCACGUCUAUGUAUCGGUGGAAGACCACUGCGGAUAUGAUUUCCCUUGGUCCAUGUCUCGUCUGAUCCCAUUUGGUGUUUAUGGAGGUCCGAGCAAGCAUGAUGUGCACCAUCAGAAACCUAAUACUAACUUUGCACCCCAUUUUAGUCACUGGGAUAAACUGUUCGGCACUCAUGCUGAUUUUAGUUUUGCUAAAGCUCAGUGAUGAGCAUGCAUGUGUGUAAAUAUUACAUUUGCAUGUUUGGUUG
Molecule: messenger RNA, 1214 nt
Organism: Sinocyclocheilus grahami
Lineage: Eukaryota; Metazoa; Chordata; Actinopteri; Cypriniformes; Cyprinidae
Gene: ch25hl1.2
Product: cholesterol 25-hydroxylase like 1, tandem duplicate 2
Exons: 1
Coding region: 341-1171 (276 amino acids)
Biological process (GO): lipid biosynthetic process
Molecular function (GO): iron ion binding; oxidoreductase activity
Source: RefSeq, a predicted model, not a curated record